Molecule: messenger RNA, 546 nt
Organism: Chrysoperla carnea
Lineage: Eukaryota; Metazoa; Arthropoda; Insecta; Neuroptera; Chrysopidae
Gene: Burs
Product: bursicon
Exons: 4
Coding region: 34-546 (170 amino acids)
Biological process (GO): animal organ morphogenesis
Molecular function (GO): BMP binding; receptor ligand activity
Source: RefSeq, a predicted model, not a curated record
UUUGUUUGAAAACCUAGUACCGAUUCAAUCAUAAUGUGCGUUUUCAGUUAUGAACAAGAUUUCAAAACAAAAUUAACAUUAACUGUAUUAGUACUAAUAUCUGGUAUGUGUUUAAUGCCACAAAGUAAAAGUCUAGUUAAAGAAGUAUCAUCGCAUACAGUAACAGACGAAUGUCAAUUAACGCCAGUGAUACAUGUUUUACAAUACCCUGGGUGUGUUCCAAAGCCGAUACCAAGUUUUGCAUGCAUUGGUCGUUGCGCAUCAUAUCUACAGGUAUCGGGUAGCAAAAUAUGGCAAAUGGAAAGAUCCUGCAUGUGUUGUCAAGAAUCUGGUGAACGAGAAGCUUCUGUCUCAUUAUUUUGUCCAAAAGCAAAACCUGGUGAACGUAAAUUUCGUAAAGUAUCAACAAAAGCGCCACUAGAAUGUAUGUGCAGACCUUGCACCGGCGUUGAAGAAAGUACAAUAAUACCACAAGAAAUAGCUGGAUACGCAGACGAAGGACCACUUUCAAAUCAUUUUAGAAAAACGAUAUCUGAUGAUAAAUAA